Messenger RNA from Haemorhous mexicanus (house finch), 1760 nucleotides. RefSeq lists its product as uncharacterized. NCBI's taxonomy places the organism in Eukaryota, Metazoa, Chordata, Aves, Passeriformes, Fringillidae. The record is from RefSeq and is a predicted model, not a curated record. Bases 1 to 633 code for a protein of 210 amino acids. The transcript has 4 exons.
AUGGUAGCUGAACGCAGCCGUUCGCAGCGAGGCUCCCCUGGAGGUUUGCAGGGGGCGGCAUCACCCGAGUACCGAGGGGCCGGAGCCCCGGCGGUGCCGGAGGCAGCGGGGCCGGGUGCCGGGCCCCGGCGGUGUCGCAGCGUUGUCGCUGCGGCUCCGGGCGGGAGGAAGCGGAAGCCGGAUACCGCCGGGGCCACCCCGCGCCCCCGUGGCCGCGGCGCUGCCGUUCCGCUUGGACUCCCGACUCCGCUCGCUCCGUGCCGGGGAAGCCGCGCGUUGCCUGCGCACCUCACGGACCGAUCCGCGCGUUCCGAACCCAGCGAACCCGCAGCGUGGGGGACAGAGAACAGCAGAGAGCAGCUGAAGGAGGAAUGCAGUGUUGUCCUGCCAAGACAGACUCAAUUUGAGCUGAAAAGGUCACUGCCCACGAUGGCAUCACCAGGGCUGCUGGAGCUCUCUCAUGUUGCACCAUUGUUCCUUGCCACCAACUUGGCUUUCCCUAGCAAGAUUCCUGGUAAAUCCAGGCUCACAGAGCCUGUAUUACUUCUGUGUUCCUGGCAUAGGCUGGUGUUUAUGAAGAUCAAAGGAAGAUGGAAGAUGUUGAACUUCCUCAGCAAACAUAACUUUGCCUGAAUGGAUUUCCUCAAAAGCACUUUGGAUUGUGGGGCUGUACGAAUAUUCACCGAUGGGAGAGGUCCAGGUAUAACACGUUACAUUUGAAAAAGGUAUGUUUGUGCUGUUGACUUGUUUUAUCAUAAACCUAUAUGAAGGCAGGAAUUUCAGUACAUGUAAAUGCAUCACACUCUAUAUAACUUGCCCGGAUUUGGUUUCAAAGGAUAAGGUCUUUUUGGCUUUGUCAUUUUUAAGGAAGGAAACUCAGAGGAAGAAGUCUCAUUUACCAAAUGGGGGAAAUUUUAUAGGUUGUUUGUUGGGUAUUGUUGGUUUGUUGGUGUUUUAAAAGUAAAUUAAUUUUAUUCAUAAGGUUGUAAUGGAAAUACUUUCCAAUAGUUUUCAAAAGUUCAGAAAGUGUUUUAAAAUAUUUUUAUCCAUGCUUGGGAAGCUUGCUCCUCUUGCAUCAUUAUUGAGAUACAGUCCUGUUUACAGUUUGUUUAUUAUGAUAUACUAUGAGAUCAGUGAAUAGGCAGAAGAGCAGAGCAACAGAUUAAUAAAGGAAGAGGACUUCUAAUGUACUUCAGCCUAGGAAGAUAUUAAAAUUUUACAACACUCUGCAGGUGUCAUGGUACUGAAGAUAUGUGCUGGGUGUUUGUUAAAUCCCUGUGUGUGUUUGGGAUACCCAUAUGAUCUCUGUAGUAUUUCCUCCUGCAUGAUAAAUAGUGGAAAAAACUUUCACCUGUGGAACUGGAAGUCCCAUUUUUUUGAAAAAUACUUUUUUUUUUUUCCCCUGAGAGAACAAGAGAAAAUGUGUCUCUUUAGUCAUAAUGUAAAUCAAUCAUUUUGUGUUUAAAUUGGUGCACUUCCUGGAGAGCAACUUUACACACAAUUAGGGGUAAAUCUUACCUUAUAUUGAUGAGAGGCUGUUCCUCACCCCUGCAGUAUUCAUUGUUCUAAGUACUCCUCAUUUACACUUGAGGAUCUUGCAGUCUCACACAAUCCUCCUUUAAAAGAAAUCACUGAUAAAACUGAUAGAUCUUCCUGGUAUCUCUCUGAGUUGAAUUGAAUCUCCAAAAAAACUGCAAAAUAUCCUUAUUAUGUAUUGUCAAAUGUAGCUGAUGGGUGGGUGCGAUUUUAAAGAGAUGUAG